GUGAGUGAGUGGCGUUGGCAGGCUGUCAAUCCCUCACCGGAGCGGCCAUCAAACAACAUAAAACACACACAGGCACCGGGCGGCGGGGCUCAUAAAUUCCAGCGGGCUGAUAUUUUUGCACAUUGCUUUGCAGAGAAUUUUUGGUGGACAAGUGGGGAAAGACAUAAAAAGCAACAAUAAAAAUAAAAAAGGAAAAAAAAAAAAGCUUUGGAGGAAGAUUGUACCAGGAAAAGAAAACUGCAAAGAAACCUUAUCAACUCAUUUAUCCAAGCCACAAAUAUGAUGAUGAUGAAAGAAGAUUGUAACUAAAGAAGAGUGAUUUACUGCACUGGGAAGGAGAAGAGAGUGGAAUAAACAGCUGAGAUCCGGUCAAAACACAAAUACUAAUUUUUUUUGUUGUUGUUGUUGUUUUGUUUGGCUUUUUUUUUUCUCUCUCUUUCUUUUUUUUUUUUUUUUUUUUUUUUUUUUUUUUUUUUUUUGGUGUGUGUGUGCAAGAGCGAAAUAAGGAGUCAGGAACUGGGACUGACUCUGGGAGCCGGGGGCUGGUCGGCGCUUUCCCUCGCCCCGAAGCCCGGCGCUCUCCCGCCCCGGCAGCGCGGCCCGGGCCGCGGCAGGAGGGAUGGACGAUCAGUCCAGGAUGCUGCAGACUCUGGCCGGCGUGAACCUGGCCGGGCACUCGGUGCAGGGGGGCAUGGCCCUGCCUCCUCCCCACGGACACGAAGGGGCAGACGGCGACGGCAGGAAGCAGGACAUCGGCGACAUCCUCCAUCAGAUCAUGACCAUCACUGACCAAAGCCUGGAUGAGGCACAAGCAAAGAAACACGCACUGAACUGCCACAGGAUGAAACCCGCCUUGUUCAGUGUCCUCUGCGAGAUCAAGGAGAAAACAGGUUUGAGCAUCCGAGGAGCCCAGGAGGAAGACCCUCCCGAUCCCCAGCUAAUGAGACUAGACAAUAUGCUUCUGGCAGAAGGAGUCUCAGGUCCGGAGAAAGGUGGGGGAUCGGCGGCAGCAGCUGCAGCCGCAGCAGCCUCUGGAGGGUCUUCAGAUAACUCUAUUGAACACUCAGAUUACAGAGCCAAAUUGACCCAGAUCAGACAAAUCUAUCACACAGAGCUGGAGAAAUAUGAACAGGCAUGUAAUGAAUUUACCACACAUGUGAUGAACCUGCUCAGAGAACAGAGCCGGACACGUCCCAUUUCUCCCAAGGAGAUUGAAAGGAUGGUGGGCAUCAUUCAUCGAAAAUUCAGCUCCAUCCAGAUGCAACUCAAACAAAGUACUUGUGAAGCAGUAAUGAUUUUAAGAUCGAGGUUCCUCGAUGCCAGACGGAAAAGGCGUAAUUUCAGUAAACAAGCCACAGAAAUCUUGAAUGAGUAUUUUUAUUCCCACCUCAGUAACCCCUACCCCAGUGAAGAAGCCAAAGAAGAGCUGGCAAAGAAGUGCAGCAUCACAGUAUCGCAGGUGUCCAACUGGUUUGGCAAUAAGAGAAUCAGGUACAAGAAGAACAUCGGGAAGUUCCAGGAAGAAGCCAAUCUCUACGCGGCAAAGACGGCUGUGACCGCAGCGCAUGCCGUGGCCGCGGCCGUCCAGAACAACCAGACAAACUCCCCCACCACACCAAACUCUGGUUCUUCUGGUUCUUUUAACCUCCCAAAUUCUGGGGACAUGUUCAUGAACAUGCAGAGUCUGAAUGGGGAUUCUUACCAGGGGUCCCAAGUCGGAGCCAAUGUGCAGUCACAGGUGGAUACCCUGCGUCAUGUUAUCAAUCAGACGGGAGGAUACAAUGAUGGCUUGGGAGGAAAUUCACUGUACAGUCCACAUAAUUUAAAUGCUAAUGGAGGCUGGCAGGACGCAACUACUCCAUCUUCUGUGACUUCCCCUACAGAAGGGCCGGGAAGUGUGCACUCUGAUACCUCUAACUAAUCUCCUAGCAACACUUUUUCCCUGAGCUGAUAUGCCUUGAUUAGCGCAUUCAGAGUUACAGGAGAAAAAGGAAAAUGUUUUUUUGUAGCCAACCACCUACAGCUUUACUGUAAAACCUUGUCUUAUUAGAAAACUUGGUAAAUCUGUUUUUUAAAGGUAUCAUAAUCAUUUGUAUUUAUACUUAAAACACACAAUGUUAAAAAGCACUUUAUCCAAUUAGGCCAAGAUUUAGCAUUGUUUAUAGCCCUGUAACUAUUUUAUCAUAAUUUAUUAUCAGCAGUUUUAACGAUGUCGGUCUAACAGUUGCCAAUUACUUGGCCUUAAGGGUAAAAGUACAGGACAAGCUUAACCUCAAUAGCAAGAGCAGACACAAAGAAACACCUCACCUAAAUUUAACUUUGUGCGUAUUUCCAUGGAAAGUCGAAAUGAAUUGCAGACUUUGAUUGUGUUUAAUCUUUUCAUAUCUCUUAUAGAGUUGGAAUAAAAAGAGCUGUUCGGUUAUUUCGGUUAACAAUGGUUGUGUUUAAGAAUCCUUAUUCGUCACAUUUUUGUUGUGAUCGAUUGUCUUACAAAUUAGAUUGCAAACCAGGAGCAUCUUUUCUUGCUAAAACUACCCGGACCCCGAGUCUCCUCUCGGUAUGUCGCCACCAGCCGUAGGUUGUUCUUAGGAGAUGAAGACACUUGCUGCUGAUCUCUGUGAAAGCCAAGACCCGGGGUUUUACAGUACGAGCUAGGUGCUGCACACGCCUGCCAAGAUUCGUUACCUCUUCUUGGCAGCAAACCACAAACAAACAGACAAAGGAAAAAAGCAAAGGAAAAAAGCACCAUCAUAUGGAGUGUUGUACAUAGUGUAGCAAAAGAGUAUUUAUACAUCUCACCAAUCAAACACAGCUUUAUUACCUCAUGCGAACUCAUACAAACCAAUAGACUUUCAACAUGUUCUGUAGCUUAGAGUGCUCACUUACUACCUCUGAACGAUACUCACGCUGUAGUUUGUCUCUUUCUUAUCUUUUUGCAUCUUGUAAUUAACUCUUUGUUUCCCCAUGAAAUGUAAUGUACAUUGUAAUCUUUUAAAAGAAUCAGGGUUGCGUUGGCAACUUUUAAAGAAGCGGAAGUGGAAACAUGGGGUCUUAGGUUUAACACAAAACAGUGCAACUGUUGUAAAUACUGAGAAACAUUUUGAAUGUUCUUCAUCUUGUUACUAAUCCACGCAAAAACCAACAACUAAUUGUAAUGCAUACAGACUUCAGUAUUCAGUACUGUAUAUUUCCCCCUGUGUAACAGGGGGCCCUUUCUUUCUCUCUUUUGUAUUGUAUGCGAUUCUGAAACUGAUUGAGUCAUGAAAAUAAUUUGUGGCAGUGAUUCUAAUGUAUUAAACCGUUUCGUGUUACUUUCUAACUGGAUUACGCCCUGGAUUGAAAAGUCUUCCUCGUGGUAGUUAUAUGUAGUUUCAAACAUGAAUAAACUUUUUGCUUUCAUGAUCAAA
Molecule: messenger RNA, 3407 nt
Organism: Falco peregrinus (peregrine falcon)
Lineage: Eukaryota; Metazoa; Chordata; Aves; Falconiformes; Falconidae
Gene: PBX3
Product: PBX homeobox 3
Exons: 10
Coding region: 620-1921 (433 amino acids)
Biological process (GO): neuron development; embryonic organ development; eye development
Cellular component (GO): nucleus
Molecular function (GO): RNA polymerase II cis-regulatory region sequence-specific DNA binding; DNA-binding transcription factor activity, RNA polymerase II-specific
Source: RefSeq, a predicted model, not a curated record